This is a messenger RNA of Phoenix dactylifera (date palm), 3544 nucleotides long. It is a transcript of the gene ARK3, whose product is annotated as armadillo repeat kinesin 3. Gene Ontology annotation, biological process: mitotic spindle assembly; spindle elongation; microtubule-based movement. Gene Ontology annotation, molecular function: microtubule binding; plus-end-directed microtubule motor activity; ATP binding. Gene Ontology annotation, cellular component: spindle microtubule; mitotic spindle. The record is from RefSeq and is a predicted model, not a curated record. Lineage: Eukaryota; Viridiplantae; Streptophyta; Magnoliopsida; Arecales; Arecaceae.
CAAGGUUAGCACCAAACAGUACUGGAAAAGAGGGGGCCGCUCCGACGGCGACCGCCUCCCCCAUCCCUCCAUUAGCCAUCUCACCAACACUCUCCGAGGACCGGCAGAUGCUCCCCCUGGGCCCCUCCUCCUCCCCCUUCUCUCGCUAACCCCUUCUCCUCUACCGUGUCUUCGAAGCCCACCCUCCCAUCGCUCUCCCUUUCGCCUCCUGCGCUCCAUUUAUUCCCACCGCCCUGUUUCGGUCUUCCUCUUUCUCUCUAACUCUCUCGAUUCCUUCGAUCUCUUCGUCUCCGGCCAUGGCGUCGGGGAGCUACAAGAAUGGGGGUCCGAAGCUCUCGGCCAAGCUCGAUCGGCAGCACUCCGCCGUCUACUCCACCCCCAAGGCAUCCGCCAAGUCCCGCCCCCCCGCCACCCCCGCCUCCGCCUCCGGCCUCCGCCGCAGCUGCGCCGGCAACCCCGCCUCCGCCCCCGCCGGCAACAAAGGCGACGCUGGAGUUCCUGGAAGAGUUCGAGUGGCUGUUAGACUCCGGCCUCGAAAUGCAGAAGAGUUGGUGGCAGAUGCCGAUUUUGCGGAUUGUGUUGAAUUGCAACCAGAGCUUAAAAGGUUAAAGCUCCGCAAAAAUAAUUGGGACUCAGAGACCUAUGAGUUUGAUGAGGUUCUCACAGAAUUUGCCUCACAAAAACGUGUUUAUGAAGUUGUUGCUAAACCAGUUGUUGAGAGUGUUCUGGAGGGAUAUAAUGGUACUGUUAUGGCUUAUGGACAAACUGGUACGGGGAAGACUUUCACUCUUGGAAUGCUAGGAGAGGAAGACAAUGCUGCCCGGGGAAUUAUGGUUCGUGCAAUGGAGGAUAUUCUUGCAGAUGUAUCUGCGGAUACAGAUUCUGUAUCUGUAUCCUACUUGCAGCUAUACAUGGAAACUGUUCAGGACCUUCUUGUUCCUGGAAAUGAUAACAUUGCCAUUGUAGAAGAUCCAAAGACGGGGGAUGUUUCACUCCCUGGGACCACCAUCGUAGAGAUAAGAGAUCAGAGGACCUUUGUGGAACUUCUAAGACUGGGGGAAGCUCACCGCUUUGCUGCAAACACAAAAUUGAAUACGGAGUCAUCUCGCAGCCAUGCUAUCCUUAUGGUGCAUGUUAAGAGGUCUGUUAAGGGAAGGCACGAUGCCGAACCAGGUUUACCUAGUGAGAAUGGCAAUGCCUCCCGCCUUGUCUCCUCUCUUAGGCCACCUAUCGUUCGGAAAAGCAAGCUUGUUGUUGUUGAUCUUGCAGGAUCAGAGCGAAUAGAUAAGUCGGGAAGUGAGGGACAUACGCUGGAAGAAGCAAAAUCUAUUAAUCUAUCACUAAGCGCAUUAGGAAAAUGCAUCAAUGCACUAGCUGAAAAUAGUCCACAUGUUCCCUUUCGUGAUUCAAAGCUGACAAGACUCCUUAGAGAUUCAUUUGGAGGGACUGCAAGAACUUCACUGGUUGUGACAAUUGGUCCAUCUCCACGCCAUCGAGGAGAGACGGCAAGUACUAUAAUGUUUGGACAAAGAGCAAUGAAGGUGGAGAACAUGGUGAAGUUAAAGGAGGAAUUUGAUUACAAAAGCUUAUGCAGGAGGCUUGAUAUUGAGAUAGACAAGUUAAUUGCAGCAAAUGAAAGGCAGCGGAAAGAUUUUGAAGAUGAGGUUGAGAGAAUAAGGGCAGAAGCACAGAGUCAUAUUUCUGAGGCUGAAAGAAACUAUAUGAAUUCUCUAGAGAACGAGAGAUUGAAGUACCAGAAAGACUAUAUGGAAUCAAUAAAAAAACUCGAGAAGAAGUGGAGAAUGAAUCAGCAAAUCAGCAAUAAUGACAAAACGACAGUUGAGCAUGUCCAAUGUUUGGACAAACCAUGUAACAUUGAGGGAUCAACUGCAUCUAACUCGGAUGAAAUUACUGGGGUUAGGCAGUUACUCCAGAAUGAAAAGCUCUUACAAGAAUCUACUGAAGAGGAGGUUAAUGACCUUAAGAGCCAAGUGUUGCACUGGAAAAAUUUGGAAGGAGCAGCAAGUGCUGAGAUUAUAAAGCUCCGCAAGAUGCUAGACAAUGAAGCUAAUCAGAAGCAGAAGCUUGAAGAAGAAAUAACAAUAUUAAAGGGUCAGCUGUUGCAGUUGAGUGUUGAAGCUGAUGAGACAAGGAGGAGUCUUGACAGAGGUGGGUCUGGGAAAAUCUUAACAGGAUUAGAUUCCCUUAUGUCUCAAGCUAGGCAUUCACAGAUUAGAGACUCAGGAAAUGGACCUAAGGCAUCAAUUGCUAAACUCUUUGAACAAGUGGGGUUGCAAAAAAUAUUGUCAUUGCUUGAAUCAGAAGAUGCUGAUAUCCGUAUUCAUGCAGUAAAGGUGGUAGCGAACCUAGCAGCUGAAGAAGCAAAUCAGGAGAAGAUUGUAGAAGCUGGUGGUCUUACGUCAUUGCUGAUGCUCUUGAGAAGCUCAGAGGAUGAAACAGUACAUAGAGUAGCAGCUGGAGCAAUUGCUAAUCUUGCAAUGAAUGAAACCAAUCAGGAGCUUAUCAUGGCUCAAGGUGGCAUUAGUUUGUUAUCAAUGACUGCAGCUGAUGCUGAGGACCCCCAGACUCUUAGAAUGGUUGCAGGAGCUGUAGCCAAUUUAUGCGGAAAUGAUAAACUACAAACAAGGCUGAGAGCAGAAGGUGGCAUUAAAGCAUUGCUAGGAAUGGUUAGAUGUGGGCACUCUGAUGUUCUUGCUCAAGUUGCACGUGGCAUAGCAAACUUUGCAAAGUGCGAGUCUAGAGCUUCCACACAAGGAAAUAAAGGAGGAAAGUCUCUCUUAAUUGAAGAUGGAGCACUUCCAUGGAUUGUAAAAAAUGCCAACAACGAAGCUGCACCAAUUAGAAGACACAUUGAGCUUGCAUUAUGCCACUUGGCACAACAUGAAGUAAAUGCAAAGGAUAUGAUUAGUGAGGGAGCCUUGUGGGAGCUGGUUCGCAUUUCACGUGAUUGUUCUCGAGAAGAUAUUAGGACAUUGGCACACCGGAUUCUGACUUCCAGCCCUACUUUCCAAUCAGAGUUGAGAAGAUUACGCAUAGAAUAUUGAGAUAUGUUGAUGUUGAGCCCCAUGCAUUGAAUGUAAAUUGAGAAGUAGCAGAUAAAUUUUUGAGUUGCAUCUUCUGCAAGGAAUGAGGGGUAGAAAGUACGAAGGAGGCUUUGCUUGGCAUCGUCUGGGCAAAUGAGGUGAAUUCGAAUCAAGUUCCAGUAUUGAACUUGUGAUAAUUUAAAGAAUCUUCGGUUUCUAUCUAGAAGGCAGUGCUCUUGGGUUUGCGAACCCUGAAUUCAGGGGGAGGUCAAGAAUCCCUGUCGUCAAUUCUUUUUUGUUCAUAUACCAGCCAAACCCACGCCUACCUACCUAGCUAUUGUACAAGUGUGUAUAUGAUUUAAAAGGUAAAUAAGAUGGUUGUGACUUACAUUAACAGUAACUCGCUAGAGGUUUUAACCUAUUGAGAUUUCCAACUAUAUUUGUAUCAUCCCAUAUCAAAUGGUGAAGGAUUGCAGGUUACUUGAGAUUUUUUACUUGAA